Molecule: messenger RNA, 4648 nt
Organism: Podarcis raffonei (Aeolian wall lizard)
Lineage: Eukaryota; Metazoa; Chordata; Lepidosauria; Squamata; Lacertidae
Product: sarcoplasmic/endoplasmic reticulum calcium ATPase 3
Exons: 21
Coding region: 656-3655 (999 amino acids)
Biological process (GO): intracellular calcium ion homeostasis; calcium ion transmembrane transport
Cellular component (GO): membrane
Molecular function (GO): P-type calcium transporter activity; ATP binding; ATP hydrolysis activity
Source: RefSeq, a predicted model, not a curated record
GGAGGGAGGAGCCGCCGCGCGCUCAGCAGCGAGGCUUAAAGAAUCACAAUAAUAACACUUCCCCCCAAAAAAAUCGUACAAAAAGGGCGAGCGAUCGCAGGUGAUCGAGGCGAGCGAUCCUGGGGGAAGGCGAGGCCGGGCGCUGGAGGCAGAGGGCGGGGCCUGGCUCAGGGAAACCCGAGUGGAGAGAAAGUAACUUUGCAAGGCGCGGCAUGGCAGCGGCAGUAGCGGAACGCCCGGGCAGGCUCUGCGGACGGGAGCCGCGGCUGUGAGCGCGCAAGCGGAGAGGGCUGCUCGCGGGGCCAAGCGGAAGGUGCCCGGCUGGGCUUGGCUCGGACGAGUCCUUUCCUGCGAGAUCGCGGCAGGCUGAGACCGAGGGACUUGGAGAGAGAAAAAACGCCCCGGGUUUUUAUAAUUUAAUUUAAUUUAAUUUAAUUAUUAUUACAAUCCGGGUUGCGCGAUUUGGCUUUGGAGUAGGUGGGAACCUGCGGCCGGCUUUCCUCUUUUCAUCGUCGUCCAGCCGGAUCAGGCUUCCUCCUCCUCCUCCUCCGGAGCCGGUCCGGUAACCGGGCAGCGUUCAAGGGAUCGGGCGGGCGCCGCCGGAGCGCACAGCCAGGCGAGGCGAGCGGGCGCCGGAGCGCUCCAGCCGCGCGUCAUGGAGAGCGCGCACAGCUCGACGGCCGAGGAGGUGCUGCGGCGCUUCGGCGUGCGCGAAAGCUGCGGGCUGAGCGCGGAGCAGGUGCGGCGGAACCGGGAGAAGUACGGCGCCAACGAACUCCCUGCUGAAGAAGGAAAAUCGCUCCUGGAGCUGAUAUUAGAGCAGUUUGAAGACCUCCUAGUUCGGAUCCUCCUCUUGGCUGCCUUCGUUUCCUUCAUCCUGGCCUGGUUUGAGGAAGGGGAAGAAACAGUGACGGCUUUCGUGGAACCCAUCGUCAUUAUCAUGAUCCUCCUUGCCAAUGCAGUGGUGGGAGUGUGGCAGGAGAGGAAUGCAGAGAGUGCGAUUGAAGCCUUGAAGGAAUAUGAACCAGAAAUGGGGAAGGUGAUCAGGGCAGAUAGGAACGGAGUUCAACGGAUCCGAGCACGCGACAUUGUCCCAGGAGAUAUUGUAGAGGUGGCAGUUGGUGACAAGGUGCCUGCCGAUAUCCGGAUCAUUGAGAUCAAGUCAACGACGUUACGAGUAGACCAGUCCAUUCUCACUGGUGAAUCUGUUUCUGUCAUCAAACACACAGAUCCAGUCCCUGACCCCAGGGCUGUCAACCAGGAUAAAAAGAACAUGCUUUUUUCUGGUACCAACAUUGCUGCAGGAAAAGCGGUUGGCGUUGUCAUUGCCACGGGAGUGUACACCGAAAUCGGGAAGAUCAGGAACCAGAUGGUCGCUACCGAGCCUGAGAAAACCCCCCUGCAGCAGAAGUUGGACGAAUUCAGCCAGCAGCUCUCAAAAGUCAUCUCCCUGGUCUGCAUCGCCGUUUGGGUCAUCAACAUCAGCCACUUCAGUGACCCCGUGCACGGCGGCUCCUGGUUCCGUGGGGCGAUAUAUUACUUCAAGAUUGCCGUGGCCUUGGCUGUGGCGGCAAUUCCCGAAGGGCUUCCGGCGGUCAUCACCACCUGCCUGGCGCUGGGCACCCGCCGGAUGGCCAAGAAGAACGCCAUCGUGAGGAGCCUCCCUUCUGUGGAGACCCUUGGCUGCACGUCGGUCAUUUGCUCUGACAAGACGGGCACUUUGACGACCAAUCAGAUGUCCGUCUUCAGGAUGUUCAUUGUUGAGAAGAUAGAAGGAAUCCAUUGCAGCCUGCAUGAGUUCACCAUCUCCGGGUCUACGUACACACCGGAGGGACAAAUCUUCAAGAAUGACAGGCCUGUUCGCUGUGGACAGUAUGACGGCCUGGUGGAACUCGCCACAAUUUGUGCCCUUUGCAACGACUCCUCCCUAGAUUACAAUGAGUCCAAGAAAGUCUACGAAAAAGUGGGCGAAGCCACAGAAACGGCCUUGACAUGCCUAGUGGAGAAGAUGAACGUUUUCGACACAGAUACCAGCAGCCUCUCCAAAGUCGAGAGGGCGAACGCAUGCAAUACAGUGAUCAAGCAGCUGAUGAAGAAGGAGUGCACCCUUGAAUUUUCCCGCGACCGCAAGUCCAUGUCGGUUUACUGCACGCCAGUGCCAACCAACCACAACUCUUCUGGCAGCAAGCUCUUUGUCAAGGGCGCCCCAGAGAGUGUCAUUGAGCGCUGCAACUAUGUCCGUGUCGGCAGCACCCGGGUUGCCCUGACUCUCUCCACCAAGGAGAAGAUACUCUCCAAGAUCCGGGAGUGGGGCACUGGCAUCGACACCCUGCGCUGCCUCGCAUUGGCCACAAGAGACCACCCUCCCCGGAAGGAGGAUAUGCGCCUGGAUGAUUCCAGCCAGUUCAUCAACUACGAGACCAACCUGACCUUCGUGGGUUGCGUGGGGAUGCUGGACCCUCCUCGGAAGGAAGUGAUGCUGUCCAUCGAGAUGUGCGAGAAAGCCGGCAUCCGGGUCAUCAUGAUCACUGGUGACAACAAGGGGACGGCCGUGGCCAUCUGCCGGAGGAUUGGGAUCUUCUCGGAGAGCGAAGAGGUGGCGGACAAAGCCUACACGGGGAGGGAAUUCGACGACCUCUCGCCAGAGGACCAGAGCAACGCCUGCCGCUCUGCUCGCUGCUUUGCCCGCGUGGAGCCUGCCCACAAGUCCAAGAUAGUGGAGUACCUGCAGUCGUUCAACGAAAUCACAGCUAUGACCGGCGACGGAGUGAACGAUGCCCCUGCGUUGAAGAAAGCCGAAAUCGGCAUUGCCAUGGGUUCCGGCACAGCGGUGGCAAAGUCAGCGGCGGAAAUGGUCUUGUCCGACGACAACUUCUCCACCAUCGUCGCAGCUGUGGAGGAGGGCCGCGCCAUCUACAACAACAUGAAGCAGUUCAUCCGCUACCUCAUUUCCUCCAACGUUGGAGAAGUGGUCUGUAUCUUCCUGACAGCCAUCCUGGGCCUCCCCGAAGCGUUGAUCCCAGUCCAGCUGCUUUGGGUCAACCUGGUGACCGAUGGGCUGCCAGCGACGGCUCUGGGCUUCAAUCCACCUGACCUUGACAUCAUGGACAAGCUGCCGCGGAAUCCCAGGGAGCCUCUGAUCAGCGGGUGGCUCUUCUUCCGCUACCUUGCCAUUGGAGUGUAUGUUGGCUUUGCCACUGUGGGUUCAGCUACCUGGUGGUUCUUGUAUGACCCCGAAGGACCACAAGUUACCUUCCACCAGCUGAGGAACUUCAUGCGAUGCACAGAGGACAACCCCAUCUUCGAAGGCGUCGACUGUGAAAUUUUUGAAUCGCGUUACCCGACCACCAUGGCGCUCUCUGUGCUGGUGACCAUUGAGAUGUUAAAUGCACUCAACAGUGUGUCUGAAAACCAGUCGCUGCUCAGGAUGCCUCCUUGGCUGAACCUCUGGCUCCUGGGGGCCAUUGUCAUGUCCAUGGCUCUGCACUUCCUGAUCCUCUACAUGAAGCCAUUGCCUCUGAUCUUCCAGGUGACACCACUUAGCUGGCCCCAGUGGGUAACGGUGCUGAAAAUCUCCUUGCCGGUUAUCCUGCUGGAUGAAGGACUCAAGUACCUUUCCCGCAAUCAUUUAGAUGGCAGAGAUGCGAAGAAAUGAAACGACACCAAAAGGAACUCAAUUUCUCCGCAAUUGAACCCUCAGCUCCUAACUGGGACUGAAGAGUCUGCAUGCCUGAACAUCACCAGAAGCCAACGAGGAAUAUGCAUGCUUUUGAAAAAGUGUCGGACUUAAUGCGGUUGAAUCGUUAAAGAAAAGGAAAAAACAACAACAACCUGACUUUAUUUUUAGUUUUGUUUUUACUCUUGUUACAUAGCUUCCCCUUCCACCCUUGUACAUAGUGGUGCAAAGACUGGACAGCUAAAUUAUGGCUUAGGGUGUAGAAUUUUGCAAUGUCGUGGAGACAGGAGAGCCUAGAUCCUUAAAGGUCUGCUUCUUCAAAAUGCAAUCUUUUUUCCUAUAAUUUUCUCUUCUUCCCCACCCUCCAAAUCUUCAGUGCCCUAAAAACCUGUAUUUUUCUGUCUCAGAAAGGAAGUGAGCUUGUGGUAGUUUUGGGGAGAGUUCUUGACAGACACCACCCCUGCUCAGGAAGAGGUAGCAUUAAGUGCUCCCUUGAUGCUCUGACUUAAUUUAACUCUCACCUGAAACCCAUAAAGAAAAAUCACACAAAUCGUUUUGGAGAUUUUUCCCCCCUACCCCAAGCUACAUUCCAGUGUAUCUCAAGGUAGUCAAAUACCCCUAAAUCCAAUCAAUAAUGCGCUAUCAGAAGAAGAUUUUUUUAUGUAUUUAUUUUAUAAAUUUGCAUGCUAUGAAUUAAAUGUGGGGGAAAUCAUAUCUAGGCAAUGCAGAUAACAAAAUUGGCUUAACAUAAUCUGUUUUAAAGCCAUUGAAAGUCAUAUCAGCCCAAGGACUGGGCCAUACGUCUGGGAAAGCUUGAGUAAAUAAGGAUGUUUUAAGUUCUUAAGGAAUCUGUUUCCUUUGAUCAGUUUUUGUUGAAAAAUGCUGUGGGAAAUUUUUGUUACUAACAUUGUCUGGGACUAAAAAAGAAGGAAACAAUCCUAGUAGCAAAAAUAAAUCAUUUUCUGGGAUAAA